Messenger RNA from Amphimedon queenslandica, 1025 nucleotides. RefSeq names its product degenerin del-1-like. The coding region runs from base 1 to 897 and encodes 298 amino acids. Gene Ontology annotation, cellular component: plasma membrane. Gene Ontology annotation, biological process: sodium ion transmembrane transport. Gene Ontology annotation, molecular function: ligand-gated sodium channel activity. The transcript is spliced from 2 exons. The record is from RefSeq and is a predicted model, not a curated record. Lineage: Eukaryota; Metazoa; Porifera; Demospongiae; Haplosclerida; Niphatidae.
AUGGACUACAAUCAGUUGUAUCUACUUGCAAUUUCUCUUACUGUCUUUAGUAUCUAUUUUGCAUAUAAUGGUCAACCUGAUCGUAAGGUUACUCUUGCUGGGCCUCAGUUUGGAUUGAAUCUUGUUCUCAAUGUCAGUGUAUCAGAAUAUUCAAGGCUGAGCAGCUCUAAUGUGGGAGUUAAAGUAUCAGUUCAUGAUAGGAAUUCUAUACCAGUCCCUCAUCAAGUUGGAGUAACUCUCUCUCCUGGAAAAAAUUCUUAUCUGGCCAUUGAAACAGUAAAGCACAUUGAUAAGACCAGAGAAUCAAACUGUGUUAGACAUGACAGAUCUCUUGAUUUUUUCCCAGGAUAUUCUUAUGCUGUUUCUACUUGUCGUAUUGAUGCUGAGUAUAGAAAUUACGCUGAUGUUAAUAAAUGUGGUUGCUCUCCUGAAGUUAACCCUUCAUCAAAUGUUAACACUCGUAAUUGCACAAUAGCUGAUAUCUGCUGUCUCUUUCAAGAAAGGCGUACCUUUGAUCCAUCAGUCAACUGUCCUCCAUCCUGUGAAUAUCUUUCCUAUGACAUCCAGCCAAGCUAUUCAGAUUUAUACACUGAUGGAGAAUCAGGAAGAAUAAAUUUGAUUUCACUUUAUGUUUACUUCGAUACUAUGCUUGUUACUCAGCUAUUCACUGAUUAUUCUUAUACAUUUGCUAAUCUGUUAGCAGAUAUGGGAGGUCUGCUUGGUUUGUUUACUGGAGCUAGUGUCAUUUCUCUACUGGAAGUGUGCAUACUGUUAUUUGAUGUUCUGAAGAGCCUGCUUUUAACACCACGUGUAAAUAAAGUUGUUGCUGAACUGGAAAAUAAAAUACAUUUGCCCGAAGUCGAAAUAGAAGAACCAGAAUCAGAUGAUUCAUUGUAAUUCCAUGCAAGAGUGCAUUAAUGAUAAAAGUGGUAUCAUGCACUCUUGGUGACUAUGAUCAAUAUUAUUACUUUUCAUAAUGUUUGUUUAUAAUGAUUGAUGCACUAAUGAUGUGUUACAUACAGGAA